AUGUCACAAUUCAAGCGCUUAUUACCUGCUCCACCACCAAUUGAAAAUGCUUGGAUAUCAAAUCAAUUAAUAGAUAUCAAACAAGAAGAAGAUAACGUAGACGUAGAAGUAGAACUAGUACAAGAACAAGAACAACCAUCUCUUGAUCAAUCAAAAUUGAAAUUAAAAUCAUUAAAUAAAACAUACUAUAAAAACACUAUCAAAUCAUCAAAUUCAUCUCAAAUUGAAACCCAACCUGACUCCCCUGAAGAAUUAGUGUCAGUUGGUAAAAAUAUCAAAAUUAAAAAACCAAAAUUUCCAAAAAAUAGAUCAAAUGAUCAUUAUUCAAAUUAUCAACAUCAAAAUAAUAUACCAAUAAUUUUAAAUUCUCCUCAAUUACCUGAAUUACCACAUCCAAUUCCAAUACCUAUUUAUAAUCCAAUGCCAUCAUUAUUAUUAAGUCCACAAUCUGAACCAGAAAAUGAAUUUGAACCAGUUAUAUCUCCUUCAAAGAAAAAUUUAAUUAAAAAACAACUUGAAUAUUAUUUUUCAAUUGAAAAUUUAUGUAAAGAUUUAUAUCUUAGAUUUAAAUUAAUGAAUAAAAUAGAUGGAUCAAUUGAUUUAAAAAUGUUAAUAAAUUUUAAUAAAAUUAAAAGAUUGACUAAUAAUGGUCAAAAUUUCAAAAUUUUAAUUGAAGUAAUUAAAACAAUUCCAUUUUUGAAAUUAAUUAAUGAUGAUAAUGCUGUUAUAUUUGAUGAUUGGGAAAAAUGGAUUAUUAAGUAA
Molecule: messenger RNA, 762 nt
Organism: Insectozyma verbasci
Lineage: Eukaryota; Fungi; Ascomycota; Pichiomycetes; Serinales; Debaryomycetaceae
Source: the annotation of a GenBank genome assembly